AUGUCUCAGUACGUGUCACAGUACGUGACAAAAUACAUCCCUAGCAAAGCCACCAUCAAGGCGAGGGCCACCUCUGCCAAAGCAUGGGAGCUCCCCAAGCAAGAGUCGGCUCUGGCGCCCAAAAAUGUCUGGACGAACGCCGACAUGGAUCCCGUGCCUCCGAAAUAUCAAACUUGGACUCUGUGGACGUGGAUGGCCUAUUGGGCCACUGAUACCAUCAACCUGGGUACUUGGGAAACUGCCUCUUCCGUCAUCGCUGUUGGCCUGAAUUGGAGAGACGCCAUUCCCAUCAUGGUCGUGGGCACCUCUUGUGUCGCCGUCCCUAUGGUUCUCAACGGUGCCAUUGGCGCUAAACUACACAUUCCCUUCUCUGUCAUUGUACGAUCCGGGUUCGGUUACUACUUCGGUUACUUCUGUAUCGUGUCUCGUGCCAUUUUGGCCAUGUUCUGGCUAGGCAUCCAGGGAGCCAACGGCGCACAAUGUAUCACCAUCAUGCUCACCGCCAUCUGGCCAUCAUACGGUCGGCUCGAAAAUCAUCUUCCGAGCAGCGCCGGUAUCACCACCUCGGGAAUGGUCAGUUAUUUCCUCUUCUGGAUCAUCCAACUUCCACUCUUGUUGAUCCCUCCCACCAAACUCCGAUAUCUUUUCCUCGUGAAGUUGGUCGCCGCUCCUGUGACCGCACUUGCCACUCUCGGUUGGAUUGUCAACAAGGCCGGUGGUGGUGGUGCGAUCUUCAACCUUCCAGAAACCGUCCAUGGCAGCACACGCGCGUGGCUAUGGCUAUCUUGUAUGUCCUCCGUGACAGGUUCAUGGGCAACCCUUGCCUGCAAUAUCCCGGAUUUCAGUCGCUACGCGAAAACCAGCCGAGGCCAAUACAUUCAGCUUCCGUUCCUCCCGGCCAUCUUCACCGUUUGUGGCGUCAUGGGAAUUGUCACCACGUCGGCCUCCAAAGUGGUCUAUGGAGAAUUCUACUGGAACCCGCUGGAUAUCAUCGCGCACUGGCUAGACAACCCGGGAGGUCGUGCAGCUGCCUUCUUUGCUGCAACGUCAUGGUAUAUCGCACAAGUGGGCACCAACAUCACAGCAAACAGUAUCUCGGCCGCCAAUGACUUGACGGUUCUGUGUCCCAAGUAUAUCAACAUCAAGCGAGGAUGCAUGAUUGCGGCUCUUGUCGGUGGUUGGGUCAUUGUUCCUUGGAAGAUUUUGAGCUCCGCAACCACCUUUUUGGCCUUCAUGGGCGGUUAUGCCGUGUUCCUGGCCCCGAUGGCCGGAAUCAUUGCCUCGGACUACUGGCUCGUCAAGAGGCAGCACAUUGACGUCCCCGCCCUGUACGACCCUCACGGGCGGUACAGGUACAACAAGACCGGGAUCAAUUGGCGUGCAAUGCUCGCCUUUUUGCUUGCCGUGGGCCCGUGCCUACCGGGUCUUGCGUACAGCAUCAAUGACAAAACACAUAUUACCACUGGAGCCAAGCAUUUGUAUACUUUUGACUGGCUCUAUGGCUUCGUCGUCAGCAUUUUCCUUUACACUGGCACGAGCUACAUUUGGAGGCCGAGAAACCAGCUUGUCUCCCGUACGGUCUAUGGCAUUCCUCAGGAUCCAGCCGAUGAGGAAGCCUACGAGGAAGCCUAUGACGAGAAGGUCCUUCGCAAAGACAGCCUGGUGGGUAACUCAAAGAGCUUUGCCAACGUAGGUGGCAUCGAUAGUGUGGCCAGCGGUCUCCAUUUGAGAAAGUCUUUUGACGAAAUUGCCAGGGAGAGCGCCGAGGAGCGUAGGGCCAGUAAGGCCAGUCAAGGAGGUCAAGGUCCUGGUACUUAUCCUCCUGGACACGUUCCCGACCAUCUGAAGGGGGUUGACUCGCAGGUUCUAAACGAGAAGCUGUAA
Molecule: messenger RNA, 1884 nt
Organism: Capronia epimyces CBS 606.96
Lineage: Eukaryota; Fungi; Ascomycota; Eurotiomycetes; Chaetothyriales; Herpotrichiellaceae
Exons: 3
Coding region: 1-1884 (627 amino acids)
Biological process (GO): transmembrane transport; nucleobase transport
Cellular component (GO): plasma membrane
Molecular function (GO): nucleobase transmembrane transporter activity
Source: RefSeq, a predicted model, not a curated record